AUGGACUAUUCCUAUGAUGAGGACCUGGACGAGCUCUGUCCGGUCUGCGGGGACAAGGUCUCCGGGUACCACUACGGGCUGCUCACCUGCGAGAGCUGCAAGGGUUUCUUCAAGCGGACGGUGCAGAACAACAAGCACUACACCUGCACCGAGAGCCAGAACUGCAAGAUCGACAAGACCCAGCGCAAGCGCUGCCCCUACUGCCGCUUCCAGAAGUGCCUCUCCGUGGGGAUGCGCCUGGAAGCUGUGCGUGCAGACAGGAUGCGCGGCGGGAGGAACAAGUUUGGACCCAUGUACAAGCGGGACCGUGCCUUAAAGCAGCAGAAGAAAGCUCUGAUCCGUGCCAAUGGCUUCAAGCUGGAGACCGUGCCUCAGAUCAUGUCCCCGGUGCAGAACGACUACAGCCUGUCCUCCACCAUCCACAGCAUCCACGCCAUGUCCAAGACCUUGCCGCCCAAUCCUGCCGCCCUGACGCCCGUCGACUACGAGCGCAGCCCCUACGGGACGCCCUCCCUGGGAAUGACUGUGCCCAGCCACGUGCCGCUCGCCAGCUACCACUACCCCUCCUUCCCCAACCGCACCAUCAAGUCCGAGUACCCGGACCACUACACAAACGCGCACGAGUCCAUGCCCGCCUACGUGUACCCAGAGACCUACCCCAGCAGCUCCCCCCCCGACAUCCCCGAGGUCAUCCUGAAGCUGCUGCAGCUGGAGCCCGACGAGGCCCAGGUGAAGGCACGGAUACUGGCCUGCCUGCAGCAAGAGCAAGGCAAGGGCCGGCACGAGAAGCUCAGCACCUUCGGCCUCAUGUGCAAGAUGGCCGACCAGACCCUCUUCUCCAUCGUGGAGUGGGCACGGAGCUGCAUUUUCUUCAAGGAGCUGGAGGUGGGCGACCAGAUGAAGCUGCUGCAGAACUGCUGGAGCGAGCUGCUGGUGUUCGACCACGUCUACCGGCAGCUGCAGCACGGCAAGGAGCACAGCGUGCUGCUCGUCACCGGCCAGGAGGUGGACAUGUCGACCAUCGCAACCCAGGCCGGCUCCAUCCUGAACACGCUGAUGCUGCGGGCGCAGGAGCUCGUCCUGCACUUGCACUCGCUCCAGGUGGACCGGCAGGAGUUCGUCUGCCUCAAGUUCCUCAUCCUCUUCAGCCUCGACGUGAAGUACCUGGACAACCACACGCUGGCUAAGGACGCUCAGGAGAAGGCCAACGCGGCGCUGCUGGAGUACACCGUCUGCCACUACCCCCACUCCACGGACAAGUUUCGCCAGCUGCUGCUGCGGCUGGCAGAGGUCCGGGCGCUGAGCAUGCAGGCGGAGGAGUACCUCUACCACAAGCACCUGAGCGGCGAGGUGCCCUGCAACAACCUCCUCAUCGAGAUGCUGCACGCCAAGCGGACUUGA
Messenger RNA from Harpia harpyja (harpy eagle), 1401 nucleotides. RefSeq names its product nuclear receptor subfamily 5 group A member 1 (gene NR5A1). The transcript has 6 exons. Gene Ontology annotation, molecular function: zinc ion binding; RNA polymerase II cis-regulatory region sequence-specific DNA binding; nuclear receptor activity. NCBI's taxonomy places the organism in Eukaryota, Metazoa, Chordata, Aves, Accipitriformes, Accipitridae. The record is from RefSeq and is a predicted model, not a curated record. Gene Ontology annotation, biological process: tissue development; regulation of transcription by RNA polymerase II; hormone-mediated signaling pathway. Bases 1 to 1401 code for a protein of 466 amino acids. Gene Ontology annotation, cellular component: RNA polymerase II transcription regulator complex.